AGAUGAAUAUAAAUAAAUGUAAAUUUUUAUAUAAAUAAGGUAUAAAUAAUAUCUGCGUGUAUUUUAGUGGUGGUGGAUCAUACGAUAAUGAAGGAAACUAAAGAAAAAUUGGUUAGUGGAUAGACUUGGAUGAAGAGUUUAAUGUUAGGAAAUAAGUCACUUAUAAUGGUGAAUAUAAUAUGAAUGGUAUGAAGGUAGGCUAAUGGUGUAUUUUAUUUAAAUCGGAAGAUGAAUAUGAAUAAAUGUAAAUAUUUCAUAAGAAUAAAUAAUAUCAUUUUAGUGGUGGUGGAUCGUAUGAUUAAGAAGGAAGCUAGAAAAAAAUUGGCUUGUGGAUAGACUUGGAUGAAGGGUUUAAUUUUAGGAAAUAAGUCACUUAUAAUGGUGAAUAUAAUAUGAAUGGUAUGAAGGUAGGCUAAUGGUGUAUAUUAUUUAAAUCGGAAGAUGAAUAUGAAUAGAUGUAAAUAAGAAUAAAUAAUAUUAUUUUAGUGGCGGAGGAUCAUAUGAUUAAGAAGGAGGCUAGAUAAAGAUUGGAUAAUGGAUAGACUUAGAUGUAGGAUUUUUUGUUAGUUAAUUGAGUUCAAAAUAAAUAAUCUAUAAAGGGGAAUAUAAUAUGAAUGGUAUCAAGAUAGGUAGAUGGAACAUUAUGUAUUGCAGAACGGGAGAAUAAGAAUAUCAAUAAAUGUAAAUAUUAAAAAAGUAUGAGGAAUCUAAUAAUUAUUUGUUUGUGGAUUUUAGUGGUGGUGGAUCAUAUGAUUAAGAAGGAAGUUAGAAAAAGGUUGGAAAGUGGGUAGAGUUAGAUGAAGACUUUUCUUGUAGUUAAUAAGUCACUUAUAAUGGCGAAUAUAAUAUGAAAGGCAUUAAGAUAGGUAAAUGGGAUAUAAGGUUUUGUGAAUGGAAUAAAAAUGUAUAUAAAAGAAUGUAAAUAUUAUGUAAUUAAGGAAUAUACUAAUAUGUGUUUUUUUAGUGGUGGUGGGGCUUAUGAUUAAGAAGGAGGGCAGAAAAAGAUUGGAAAAUGGAUAGAGCUGGAUGAAAACUUUUAAGUCACUUUUAAUGGUGAAUAUAAUAUGAAAGGCAUGAAGGUAGGCAUUUGGGUAGAAAUGGAUCUUGAGAAACUAAAGAAAUAUGGAGAAAAAAAAUAUGAAAAUUGAUAAAUCUGAAAUAAAUUAAAU
Messenger RNA from Paramecium sonneborni, 1169 nucleotides. NCBI's taxonomy places the organism in Eukaryota, Ciliophora, Oligohymenophorea, Peniculida, Parameciidae. The record is from the annotation of a GenBank genome assembly.